This is a messenger RNA of Acanthosepion pharaonis, 591 nucleotides long. The record is from the annotation of a GenBank genome assembly. Lineage: Eukaryota; Metazoa; Mollusca; Cephalopoda; Sepiida; Sepiidae.
AUGUACAUAUCUACUAAAGCAUCGUGCUGGCUACCCAUCUAUACGGUGCCGAAUCCUGGGUUCUUCUUUCCCGUUGUCAGCAGGCGAUCAAUAGAAUGCAAAGUGAAUUGUACUGCCCUUUUAUUUUCUCUUUUCAUUAUAGAGACGUCGCUUCCAUUCGCCCUGAGCAGCUCCGAUAUAGCACAAGUAAACUUUCUAACGUUUUUUCUCUCAAAGACAGACGAACAGAAACAUAUAGUCUCACUCUCUCCCUCUCUCUCUCUUUCUUUCUCAAUCUCUCUCUCUCUCUCUCUCUCUCUCUCUCUCUCUCUGUCUUAUAUGAUUAAAAAGAGUUUCCCUCAAAGAGAAAAAAUUGUUUCACCAUCUCUCUCUCUCCUCUCUCUCUCUCUCUCUCUCUCUCUCUCUCUCUCUCUCUCCUUGUCGGUCUCUGACACAGAUCCCCCCACCUCUCUCUCUCUCUAUCUAUCGAAAUACACACACACACACACACACAUAGGAUUCUCUCCCUCUUCCCCCUCCCUCCCAUCUCUCUCUCUCUCUUUCUCUCUCUCUCUCUCUCUCUCUCUCUCUCUCUCUCUCUCUUUGUCUUAG